This is a messenger RNA of Hypoxylon trugodes, 2801 nucleotides long. Its product is annotated as tRNA synthetases class I (M)-domain-containing protein. The record is from RefSeq and is a predicted model, not a curated record. NCBI's taxonomy places the organism in Eukaryota, Fungi, Ascomycota, Sordariomycetes, Xylariales, Hypoxylaceae. Gene Ontology annotation, cellular component: cytosol; aminoacyl-tRNA synthetase multienzyme complex. Bases 456 to 2486 code for a protein of 676 amino acids. Gene Ontology annotation, biological process: methionyl-tRNA aminoacylation. Gene Ontology annotation, molecular function: ATP binding; methionine-tRNA ligase activity. The transcript is spliced from 8 exons.
GCUAUUACAACACCUAAAAUUAAACCUUGUAACCUCCAAACUUAACUAAGGGACAUAAUCAAUUGUAAUAACGAUUGGAAGUAACGAAUAACGUCGACCUUUUUAAUUCAUUAUAGCGCCAACUUAGAUACAAUUAAGGUUCCAGCGAUCCACCAAUGUCCUUCGUACCUGCUUCGGCAAUUUGGUAUUAUAGUAAAUGCAGUAACGUAACUCCGUCCACCGCCUUCCGUUUCCGUCCCGAGCCGUUUUCUGCCAAGGUUGUGUCAUUUUUGUGACUCAAGUGCCCCUCCCCCUCCAUCUCGACAUUUUUGACAUAUCUGACAUACAACACGCCCUAUUGUCGACCCAUUUAGCAUUUAAAUUUCGUGUUAAAAUCUUCGCGACUUUCCGUCUAUAUAGGAAAGGGAUUGUGAAGUAACUCUCAAAUACGUCGCAGCGCAAGCGAAAUUGCGAUCAUGAGCGAGUCACAACCGAAACCGUCUUUGCUACCCGAGGCGGGUAAGCAAAGCAUUUUGAUCACUAGUGCCCUACCCUACGCCAACAACGUUCCUCAUCUUGGCAACAUCAUUGGCAGUGUUCUUUCAGCGGACGUGUUUGCUCGUUUCUGUAGAGCACGAGGCCUUCCGACCCUCUACGUUUGCGGUACCGACGAAUAUGGUACAGCUACCGAAACACAAGCACUUGCCGAGGGUGUAGAUCCAGCUACACUAUGCGCCAAAUACAAUGCUAUCCAUCGAGAUAUCUACUCUUGGUUCAAGAUCGAUUUCGAUAUCUUCGGCCGCACUCCCACUCCCCAGCAUACCGAGAUCGUGCAGGAGAUAUUCAGCCGGCUAUGGGAGAAUGGCUUCAUUGAGGAACGAGAAACCGAACAAGCCUAUUGCCCGGCCCACUCGUCUUUCUUAGCCGAUCGCUUCGUCGAAGGCGAGUGUAGUCUGUGCCACGCGCCCGGAGCACGUGGAGACCAGUGCGACGCAUGCGGAAAUCUUUUAGACCCUCUAGAGCCUGUCGAGGACACCAAAGCGGAAUCGGGAGAAGACAGGAAAGCCACUGGCUGGCUUAUCAACCCUCGGUGCAAACUCGAUGGCGCGGCACCGGAAAGACGAAGAACGAAGCAUCUUUAUCUUCGCCUAGAUGCCCUGCAACCCGAAGUCAAAUCCUGGCUUGAUAACGCUAGUAACAGCAAGGAUUGGAGCUCUAAUGCCACAGCCAUCACUCAAUCGUGGAUCCAUGAUGGGUUGAAGCCACGUAGUAUUACGAGAGACCUGAAAUGGGGUGUACCAGUUCCUACGGGCCUGCCUGGUUUAUCGGGAGGCGAUUAUGAUGGAAAAGUCUUCUAUGUUUGGUUCGAUGCCUGCAUUGGUUACCCUUCGAUUACCAAGUGUUAUACCGAUAGGGACGACACGACUAGCAAAAAUUGGGAACGAUGGUGGAAGAACCCAGAAGAUGUCUCUCUGUACCAAUUCAUGGGCAAAGACAACGUCCCGUUCCAUAGCAUCAUCUUCCCCGCAUCCCAGCUAGGUACCCGAGAGAAAUGGACUCAAGUUACCAAGUUGUCUACUACGGAAUACCUUAAUUAUGAAGGUGGAAAGUUUAGCAAGUCAAAGAAUGUUGGUGUUUUCGGCAAUAGCGCCAAGGACACUGGUGUUCCCGUCGACGUAUGGAGAUAUUACUUGCUCUCGAGACGCCCAGAAACCAGCGAUUCGGAGUUUAGUUGGCGAGAAUUUGUUGAUGCCAACAACAACGAUUUGCUAAAGAACCUCGGCAACUUCUGUAAUCGUGUUGUCAAAUUCGCUCACGCGAAAUUGAACGCCGUGGUACCCGACUAUCGCACUUACAAAGAUCCCACUGGCUCAUUAGAGCAGCAUAAGGAGGAAGCCAACAGCUUGCUUCAAACUUACAUCGCAAACCUCAAGGCUACUAAACUCCGAGCCGGUCUCUCUACAAUUCUCAGCAUAUCCGGAUUAGGUAAUAAACUGCUGCAGGAUAACAAGCUGAGUAAUCAGCUUCUCUCCGAAGAUCCAGAGCGCUGCAAUGCCGUCGUCGGUGUGGCCUUAAACCAACUUCACCUUCUCGCAAGCCUUUUAUUCCCAUACAUGCCAGAGACAGCCGAAGGUAUUCUCCACCAACUUGGCGUUCAAGGCUCCGGCAAUGAUAGGUUCUUAAUCCCCGACACAUGGACAGCCGACGCCAUCCCAGCAGGACAGGCCCUCGGAGAACCAAAACUACUUUUCUCUCUCAUUCCAUCCGAGAAGGCCGAUGAAUGGCGUGAGGCCUUCGGUGGAGAAGAGCUUCGAAAGCAAAAGCAAAUUGAAUUAGAGAAAGCUGCAGCUAAGAAGGCAGCGAAAGAGAAGGAGAAGGAGCGGAAGCGACUCAAGAAAUUGGGUCUCGCCGCUGGUGCCGGCAGUGAAUCAUCAAAGGUGCCAACAGAACAAUUACAGAACCUAAGCGUAGCGGAUAGCGCUGGAGGUCAGGACUCAUCAAAAUAAAAGAAAGCCUAAGCUCACCAUUAAAUUGUUUCCGCAUGGAUUGGAUGUUGUUGAUAGGGCGCUAGUAUAAAGGUUUCUGCAGAGACACCUUCGGUUGAUUUGGCGAUGCGGUUGACGCAUAGAUCUGCGAAGAAUUCGCUAAAAAAUAGGGCUAGGAUCUUCAAAAUGAAACAGUCGGUUCUGUUUUUUCUUCAUAUGCCCCAAAAUCUUCAAGUAAUAUCUUCGGAACUUCGCCACAGUUGCAGCCCGGUCAGUGUAAUGACAAGAUUAACCUAACACCUUUUUUUCAUUUAUGCAUAUAUACAUUGACAUUUA